CAGCGAUCAGACAUUUAGAUCAACCUCUCACUUCAUUUCAGGUGAAAACUAAUAAUGGAAACCAGCAAGGUCAUCUCAACUGACAAAGCUACAGUUGUCAUCCAAGUAAAUCCACAGGUGGCACAAAAUGCUGUUAUUUGUGAUGAUGGACAGCAGACCAGAGUAUAUCCCAAUACGGCUCUCACUGGAUUUUCCAAAGCACAACCAAAGGCUUUGGGGACUGUCCAAAUAGUAAUUGGAGUGGUGAAUUUCAUGUUUGGUAUCGUACGCACCACCUUUCUCAGCAAAGAUCACCCAGUUAUUAUUGUCAAGAGUGGCAUAACCUACUGGGGAUCCCUUUUUUACGUAAGUGGUGGAUCUUUGUCGGUUGCAGCACAGAAUAAACUUCACCCAUGUGUCGUGAAAGCCUCUCUUGGAAUGAAUGUGAUCAAUGCCAUAACUGCAGGGAUUUCCAUUGUUCUGAUGUCCAUAGAGAUAAAAUAUGAUCUGGGGAUCAGUGGAAUAUUGCUGGUGUUCUCCAUCCUUCAGUUCAUCAUCUCCAUCUAUAUCUCAGGAUUCGCCUGCAAAGCCACCUGCAAAAAAGACUCACAGACUACAGUGGUCAAUGUGGCACUGAACCAGGGAUACUGA
Messenger RNA from Pimephales promelas (fathead minnow), 630 nucleotides. NCBI's taxonomy places the organism in Eukaryota, Metazoa, Chordata, Actinopteri, Cypriniformes, Leuciscidae. The record is from RefSeq and is a predicted model, not a curated record.